Molecule: messenger RNA, 3585 nt
Organism: Brassica napus (rape)
Lineage: Eukaryota; Viridiplantae; Streptophyta; Magnoliopsida; Brassicales; Brassicaceae
Product: GDSL esterase/lipase At5g55050-like
Exons: 5
Coding region: 2262-3392 (376 amino acids)
Biological process (GO): lipid metabolic process
Molecular function (GO): lipase activity
Source: RefSeq, a predicted model, not a curated record
AAGCAUAAGCAUGCAUGAUUCAAUACGAUUUCGUUUGAUUACGAGUCAAGUCUGAGCCACGUUGUUCUUGGCAAGCUUUGUUGCAUUCACUAGGCGAUAGCAGCUUGACAUAGGAGAAAUCAACGGAAAAGACUACAAUAUCCUGCCUGAAGGGUUGUGAUACAAACCAUGCAACAGAAAUGUUCAAUCCCUGUGACAUGCUCCAGAUACAAGCCAUGCUACAGAAAUGUUCAAUCCCUGUGACAUGCUCCAGAUAGAAGCCAUGCUAAUCUAUAUAAAACGCAAUUUCUUACAUUAUAAGUAGGCGAUGUAGCAACAAAAUGAUGCCGGAAGCAGAAGCUGCAUCUGCUAUAACCAGUCCUGAACCUAGGGGAUGCAGUUGACACCCCAAAUAUAGGUAGAAUGUAAUUUCUUACGUUAUAGUAGGGGAUGCAGCAACGAAAUGACUCCCGAGUUUUCAUAAAUUUUAACCAAUCACACAAGUGAAAGUUUGUCAUUCAUAAUUUUUAUAUCUUUUAGUCGAAAACUGUAUGAAAGAAUAAGAAAAUUGGUGUCAUUCCAGGAUAUGUUAUUUUAAUUUUCAUCGGGUAGUAACAUGCUGAAAUCCCAAAAAUAUGGGCCUAUGUAUAAUUUAUAUGCGAAUGUCAAUGGUACAGAAUAGAAGUAUUUAAUCAUUUGGUCAGCUACAGCUGAAUAAUUGAAUUUUCAUGAUUGAAUGUUUGCACACCUUAUCCACAUAAGUUUAUUGAAUAUUUUUUAAAUAGCGAAUUAGACAAACAAACAUUUUAUGUUAAAUCAUCAAGUGAAUAGACCAAAAAUAAGUAUGGACGAAGAUGUUGAAGAUUAAUUUGAAGAUCCAUCGAUGAAUCUUAUGAAUUUUUUUUGAAACUGACUUAAAUUCACUUAUGCGGCCAGUUUAAAAUGACUUCUAAAAACAAUCAUUAUAUGCAUGAAACUGUCUUUAUUUGUGUACAAUGAUCAUUAUAUUAUUACCAGUAGUGGAGUCAGAAAAUAUUUUAAUGGAGUCACAAUUAAAAUGAAAUAUUAUUUAUAUAUAUUUUCAAAAAUAUUAUACUAGUAAAACCCAUUUUAUAUAUAUUGUUUGGAAAUUUUAAACUAGAAUAUAAAUACAUUAUCUAUUAUUUCUUGGUGUGUCAGUUUAUCAAGGGGAGUCCCAUGAUUCCCAUCAGACAAAGGAAACAUGAACAUCUAUUUCAUGACGAAGGACAUGACUGGUGGAACCGCAUCAGUUGCGGUUACGGGAGUUUACAGAUGCGGGUGGUUGCGGUUUUAAGUGGUUUUAAAAGAUUUGUACGACUGUUAUUGCGGUUAGAAAUUGGUGCGUUUGCAGAAUAUUUAUGACUCGUUAACCACCAAAUAGAACAUCGGUUAAAUAAUAAAUUAACAAUAUUUACAUUUUAUAUAAUUAUAAAAAUAUUAAACAUCAUAAUAUUAUAAUAAAAUAUAAACAUUAUAUUUAUAAAAUUAUAUUUUAAAUUUUAAUAUUAUAGAAAAUAUUUUUAUUUUAUAGAUUUAUAACAUAAAUUAAAAUAUAAUAGAUAUAUUUUAGUAUUUAUAUUAUUUCAAUUUAAAAUUUUUAUUUUUAUUUUUGUAUUUAUAUUGUGUUUAGAAAAAGAAGAAAUUUUUUUACCUUCCCGCAACCGCUUGCAACCGCUAAGUUAGCGGUACUAACGCUAGCUGGAACUAGAUUUUGAAUUUAAAAGGUUUAGAACGGUUUGAAUCGGUUUACAACAAUUUGAAUCGGUUUAGAACAGUUUGAACCGGUUUAGAGCGGUUUGAGUGAUUGUUGCAAAACGUCAAUAACCGUUAAAACCGCGAAAGCUGUAUUUGCGGGUGGUAUCGGACAAACGAGUCAUGUCCUUGCUCACAUCUCUGAGGAAAAAAGCAUUUAUAGAAUCAUUAGCCAGCACGACUUAUUUCAAUGAUCCUUAAUGUUAUUUUUUUGCUAAAAUUUGAUAAUGAUCCUAAAUGUUUCCUGUACAGUUCAUUGUAGUAAAAUGAAAUUGCCGUAAACAGCCGCAAGAUAUAUUUCAAUUAAGGAAUCACAUGAACUGUCUGACAAUGGCAACAUAAGAAGCUUCCUCUUCUUCAUUUUUAUAUGUUCCUCUUAUUCACAUUAUCAAUCUUAAUGUCAUAAUAACUACCAUCUCUCCUCUCUCUAUAUAAAUCAAACCACGUCGUGUAUCUCUCUUACAACCCCAAGGGAAACAUUAGCUCGCCAGAAAAUAAAAGAUAAAAAGAUGUCGGCGAACAACUUGCCGUUCCUCAGCGUUUUCCUUCUUCUCAGUUUACUCCGGUUCGAUUCAAUUCCCGUUUUAGAAGCAGCAGCCGGGAAAUUAGGUUCGAUUCCAGGAGUGUAUGUGUUCGGAGAUUCGUUGGUUGAUGCCGGAAAUAACAACUACUUACCAUUUUCCUUAGCCAAAGGGAAUUAUCCUCAUAACGGCAUCGAUUUUCCUAAGAAGAAAGCCACCGGAAGAUUCUGUAACGGCAAGAACUUCGCAGAUGUUAUCGCGGAGAAAAUUGGUUUACCGUUACCGCCGCCCUACCUCUCGCUAAGAGGCUUACUAAAAUGGAGAAAGAGAGAGUCCGCCGCUGUAACAGGUGUUAACUUUGCCUCCGGCGGUGCCGGAAUCUUUGAUGGCUCCAGCCAAUUUCCGGGACAAGCUAUUCCUUUAUCACAGCAAUUGAAACAUUGGCUCUCUAUUCAUAAAGCACUCACGAGAAAGCUUGGACGAUCCAAAGCACAAAUUCACCUAUCCAAAUCUCUAUUCGUUAUGGUCAUAGGCAGCAAUGAUCUUUUGAAUUAUAUUCGAUCUUCCCAACUUCGGAGAAAGAGUAGUCCUCAACAGUAUACGCAAUCAGUGGUCGAUAGAUUUAAAGCGCAAUUGAAGAUAGUUCAGGAGACUGGAGCACAUAGACUUUUAAUACUCGGAGUAGCACAACUCGGUUGCAUGCCGAGCAGAAGAGAGAAGAACUCGACGACUCAUGAAUGCAAUAAAGAGGCAAACAUGUUGGCCUCUUUGUAUAACAAAGCUCUAAUAAAGAUGUUGCAACAACUCAAAGAAGAGUUGAAAAGCUCAAUGGCUUACUCUUACUUUGAUAUGUUUAACUCUGUACAUGACAUUGUCUCCAACCCUGCCCAUUACGGUUUUUCUGACGUGACAUCAGCGUGUUGUGGAAGUGGGGUAUUAAACGCGGAGCUUCCUUGUUUCCCAGUGUCAAACUUAUGUUCAGACAGAACCAAAUAUCUCUUCUGGGAUCGCUAUGGUCAUCCCACAGAAGCUGCUGCGCGAACCAUCGUCAAUUUUGUGUUAUCUGAGGAUACACAAUACUCAUCUCCAUUAACUCUCACUCAAUUGGUCUCUUCAUGAUCAAUCCGCGCGGCUUCGUUUGUUUCUCAAUGCUCCAAACCAAUAUGUAGUCCACCUUAACAAAUGUAGCGUUACAUCACGGUUUAUUUCAGCCUUUACAAGUGGUUAUAACUUAUAACCAGAGGCGAAUGCAAUGCAGAACUCUUUUUUAAUGGAUGCAAAAAUAGAGUAUAAUUAUUCAAAAAAAAAGAGA